Molecule: messenger RNA, 1744 nt
Organism: Oncorhynchus masou masou (cherry salmon)
Lineage: Eukaryota; Metazoa; Chordata; Actinopteri; Salmoniformes; Salmonidae
Gene: htr1d
Product: 5-hydroxytryptamine (serotonin) receptor 1D, G protein-coupled
Exons: 1
Coding region: 59-1219 (386 amino acids)
Biological process (GO): regulation of behavior; adenylate cyclase-activating adrenergic receptor signaling pathway; regulation of locomotion
Cellular component (GO): plasma membrane
Molecular function (GO): G protein-coupled serotonin receptor activity; dopamine neurotransmitter receptor activity, coupled via Gs
Source: RefSeq, a predicted model, not a curated record
GAUUGAGGUGAUGUGCCUCAUCUAGACCUGGAACAAAGGGUUACAGGGGAACGGCGAGAUGGAUCAGGAUAAUAGCUCCGUUGAUUCAAUCUUCACCAAUGCCACAGAGAGCCCCAAAACUUCAGAGGCACACUGGGACGAGGCCAUUCUCCUAGGUCUGCAGAUCUCCCUGUCGGCCAUCCUGGCCAUCAUCACCCUGGCCACCGUACUGUCCAACGCCUUUGUUAUUGCCACCAUCUUCCUGACCCGGAAGCUGCACACGCCAGCCAAUUUUCUGAUCGGUUCGCUAGCCGUGACAGACCUGCUGGUGUCCAUCCUGGUCAUGCCUAUCAGCAUCGUGUACACGGUGAGUAAGACCUGGUCCCUGGGGCAGAUCGUCUGCGACAUCUGGCUGUCAUCAGAUAUCACCUUUUGCACCGCCUCCAUCCUGCACCUGUGUGUCAUCGCGCUGGACCGCUACUGGGCCAUCACUGAUGCCCUGGAGUACUCCAAGCGCCGGACGAUGCGUCGAGCGGGCCUGAUGAUAGCGGUGGUGUGGGUGAUCUCCAUCUCUAUCUCCAUUCCGCCGCUCUUCUGGAGGCAGGCCAAGGCCAACGAGGAAGUGAUGGAGUGCCUGGUAAACACGGACCAGAUCUCCUACACGCUCUACUCCACCUUUGGGGCCUUCUACGUGCCCACCGUGCUGCUGAUCAUCCUCUAUGGCCGGAUCUACGUGGCCGCCCGCUCGCGCAUAUUCAAGACUCCGGUGUCGUCCGGCAAGCGUUUCACCACGGCCCAUCUCAUCCAGACAUCAGCCGGCUCCUCCCUCUGCUCCAUCAAUUCUUCCGCCUCCAACCAGGAAAGCCACCUGCAACCUGGAGGGGGAACCAGUGGGGGUGGAGGAGGAGGCAGAGGUGGGUCACCUCUCUUCAAUAGCGUGAAGGUGAAGCUGGCAGACAGUGUGCUGGAGAGGAAACGUCUGUGCGCCGCCCGGGAGAAGAAGGCCACCAAAACGCUGGGCAUCAUCCUGGGAGCCUUCAUCGUGUGCUGGCUGCCUUUCUUUGUGGGUACCCUGGUACUGGCCAUCUGCAAAGAAUGCUGGUUCCACCCAGUGCUCUUCGACGUGUUCACCUGGCUUGGCUACCUGAACUCGCUCAUCAAUCCCGUCAUCUACACCGCCUUCAAUGACGAGUUCAAACUGGCCUUCCACAAACUCAUCAAGUUCAAGAGAUGCUACUGAGGGAAUGCGAGGAUUGAACAUUCAACAUUUAAAUCCAUAACCUAUUCUCUUGCCUUACUUAGUAAAUACCGGUAUGGUAAUGUAGGGCCUAUUCAUAGAAACACUGUACUGUUGCAUUAGUUCAUGUUGUAAACACACAUGCUCAUUGUGUUUGGUCUCUGUACAUUUUUGUGUACAUUGGAACUUCAUUGACCGGCUUAUGAGGUGCCACAGCUCUUUCCGAUAUUUCCUUAAUACAGAUGUAUGCAUGCAUUUCUAAAAGAAGAGAGAGCAAAACAUAUUCAGACUACAAAACGAAUUAUAAACGAGGUUUUGGGUUUGUAUAUUACAGACCCCAAAAGAACAGACUUAUCAUACAUUGAGACAAAUGAAUGAGACUACGCAGUAUGAGACUGGGAUCUCCUUUGGAUGGUAGACAUGAGGGGAUUGAUCCAUGGAUUAUAACUUGGAAGCGGAUUAUAAACCCCCAUCGUACUGGAAAAGCCAUAGCAUGUUGUAACAGCAAUGUCACAUUGAAGAGGCUCA